This is a messenger RNA of Lytechinus variegatus (green sea urchin), 4189 nucleotides long. RefSeq names its product succinate dehydrogenase [ubiquinone] flavoprotein subunit, mitochondrial-like. Gene Ontology annotation, molecular function: flavin adenine dinucleotide binding; electron transfer activity; succinate dehydrogenase (quinone) activity. The record is from RefSeq and is a predicted model, not a curated record. Gene Ontology annotation, biological process: tricarboxylic acid cycle; mitochondrial electron transport, succinate to ubiquinone. Lineage: Eukaryota; Metazoa; Echinodermata; Echinoidea; Temnopleuroida; Toxopneustidae. The transcript is spliced from 16 exons. Bases 160 to 2175 code for a protein of 671 amino acids.
UUUCAUAAUAAUAGAAACUGAAUUGAGAAGACCGUCAGCCGAAGACGACAGAAAAGAGUGCCAAUCGGAUUUAGCUAGCUAACAUUUUAGAAACCUAUUGAAAUAUCUGUGGAAAACAGAUUUGAGUGAUUGCAGCGUUGUCUCCUUUAAUAAAUAAAAAUGGCAACCCAGCUUGGAGUAAGAUUAUGGUCAGCUGCAAAGAAAAUCGACAUAUUCCCAAAACUUCUUUCUGCAGGUAAUCUUGUCAGACCAGCAGCAACCAGCAACAGGAAUUUUCAUUUCUCAAUAGAAGGAAGACAAACAGGAGAUGGAACCAAAACAAGUCAGGUUUCAAGAGACUAUCCUGUUGUUGAUCACACCUUUGAUGCUGUUGUGGUCGGUGCUGGCGGUGCCGGUCUUAGGGCGGCAUUUGGUCUGGCUCAUGAAGGAUUUAAGACUGCCUGUGUCACAAAACUCUUCCCUACCAGGUCACAUACAGUAGCAGCACAGGGUGGUAUCAAUGCUGCACUUGGGAACAUGGAACCAGAUAAUUGGAGAUGGCACAUGUAUGAUACUGUCAAAGGCUCUGAUUGGCUAGGAGAUCAAGAUGCUAUUCAUUACAUGACGGAAGAAGCCCCCAAGGCUGUUAUUGAGCUUGAGAACUAUGGUAUGCCUUUCAGCAGAACAGAAGAAGGUAAGAUCUACCAGAGAGCGUUUGGAGGUCAGAGCUAUGACUAUGGUAAGGGAGGUCAAGCACAUCGAUGCUGUGCUGUAGCAGACAGGACAGGUCAUUCACUGCUUCAUACACUCUAUGGACAGUCACUGAUGUAUGAUACAUCAUACUUCAUUGAGUACUUUGCACUGGAUCUGAUUAUGGAAGAAGGGGAGUGUCGCGGUGUGGUGGCGCUCUGCAUGGAAGAUGGCUCAAUCCACAGGAUCAGGGCCAAGAACACAGUCCUUGCUACUGGUGGCUAUGGACGUGCAUACUUCAGUUGUACCUCGGCUCAUUCAUGCACCGGGGAUGGGACAGCUAUGCUUACCAGGGCUGGGCUAGCGAAUGAAGAUAUGGAGUUUGUCCAAUUCCACCCCACAGGUAUCUAUGGAGCGGGUUGUCUGAUUACAGAGGGAUGUCGAGGAGAGGGUGGAUACCUCCUCAAUAGUGAAGGUGAAAGGUUCAUGGAAAGGUAUGCUCCUACUGCCAAGGAUCUUGCAUCAAGGGAUGUUGUCUCAAGGUCGAUGACUAUUGAAAUCAGGGAAGGAAGGGGCUGUGGACCAGACAAGGACCAUGUAUACCUGCAGCUGUCCCAUCUACCACCCCAGCAGCUAGCCACCAGGCUGCCCGGUAUCUCGGAGACUGCCCAGAUCUUCGCUGGCGUGGAUGUCACCAGGGAUCCAGUCCCGGUGCUCCCGACUGUCCACUACAACAUGGGUGGUGUGCCUACCAACUACAAGGGACAGGUCCUGGAAUACAGUGAUGAGAAUGGUGACACAGUUGUUCCUGGUCUGUAUGCCUGUGGAGAGGCUGCCUGCGCCUCGGUCCAUGGCGCCAACAGACUCGGAGCUAAUUCUCUUCUUGAUCUGGUUGUCUUUGGACGUGCUUGUGCUCACACCAUCAGGGAAGAGAACAGACCAGGAGAUCUGAUCCCAGACAUCAAAGCGAAUGCCGGUGAGGCUUCAGUGGCUAAUCUUGAUAAGUUGAGGUAUGCUGACGGUGACAUCAAGGCUGCUGAACUCAGGCUCAAGAUGCAAAAAACAAUGCAGAACAAUGCAGCAGUGUUCAGGACUGGAGAGACAUUAACAGAGGGUUGUGAGCUCAUUAGUGAUGUCUACAAGAACCUAGAUAACAUCAAGCUCUUUGAUCGUGGCAUUGUGUGGAACACAGAUCUGAUUGAGGCUCUUGAGCUACAGAAUCUUUUGUUGAACUCGGUCCAGACCAUGUACAGCGCUGAAGCACGAAAAGAGAGUAGGGGAGCCCAUGCAAGAGAGGAUUUCAAGGAUCGUAUUGAUGAGUAUGAUUAUAAGAAACCCCUCGAAGGUCAAGAGGAGAAACCAAGUUCAGAACAUUGGAGAAAACAUACCAUGUCAUACAUGGAUGAACAGACUGGAGAGGUCAAGCUGGAGUACAGACCAGUUAUUGACGAGACCCUAGACCAACAAGACUGUGCUACUGUCCCACCGGCAGUACGAUCUUACUAAACCAGCAUCCAUCAGAACAUCAUGAAGAAUUAUACAUAUAUACAUUCUAACUUGUCUGGAACAACCAGCGUCUGGAGUAAAUAAGGUCUUAAUUAAUGGACAUGUUCCUGCAAUGCAGGUUUUGAUAAAGAAUAUUAUCAUAAGGAAACCAGGUUGUGAUCUUUCUUGACGGUCUCUCUAUACAGCUGGUUUCUAAAGCAAGUUUGACAAUACACCACAGAAGCUAGGGUGAAUAUAAAAACUAUGUGGCCAAGGAUUAGAUUUCAUAAAGGUCGUCUCAGCAGAUGUUUGAUAAAUGUUGUCACUUGCCUGUCAAUAGUGAGUUGAUUAUUACUCAAAUUAUGGUAAAAGUUGGUGGUCACUUCAAUCAUUUUGUACCAAGGGUCUAAGGUUUGGCCCUGUAUAUGGAAAACUACAAAGAUGAAGUUGCCAUCACCCUUCUUCAGUGAUUGUGAAGCCAUAUUCCAUGAAGUCAUGUCUACUGCUUGCUGAAAAGCAUAUUGUUACAAGAUAUUUUGUCACGUCAUCAAUGAUAAGUGGUUAUUUGUUAAAUGUCUUUUGUUUAAAUGUGGGAAUGUGUGUCUUACGCCGGGUUACCUGUGUUUUUCAGAAUGCUCCUGCCGAAGUAGAAUGUUGCGUUCUCUCAUAUCUUGAUUUAAAUUUGGAUAUUGUAUUACAUUGAAUACAGUGAUACCAUGGAAAACGCUUAAAUUUAGGUUAAUAAUGUUCUAUUAGUGCUUAUUUGGAAAUGAUUGGGAGCGUAUGACAAUUGUGGAAUGUUAAUUGUUUCAUUCAGGAGCUUUUUGUUUGAUAUUUUUGCAAUUUGAAAUAAGUUUAUCGCCACCAUCACCCAUCUCUAGUUGGUUCUGUUUCUUUAAGAUCAUCAUAAAUGGUGUUCAUGUGCGCUCCAUUUACGUCAUCAUUAUGAAAUAUAUGCACACUUUGUAUUAACCAAGAAAUGCAUUAUUUUGGGCUUUGUUUUGCACAUCGUUCAGUUGUUUCCUGCUGUGGAUAUCGUUUGAAUUUUGUUGUACGCAGUAUACAUCCAGUAAACGUUCCAACACUUAAUUAUUUAAAUAGAGCUAGAUACAUCCUUAUGAAUGAAGCGUACAUUGUCCUGGUCAGUGAAUAAUCUGGUAGAAUAAAGAUUAUUUUGCCUCAGCAUGCCAAAAUGAAUUAUUUCCAGUGCAGUCUCCUAUGGAUACUUUUAUAUCAAGCUCAGUAUUGUUGUAAAGUGAGACAUUAAGGAUCAUCCUUCUUCAUGUUGACAUGAAAACAAUUAUCCUGUGUAUGAUGUGAUGUGAUCCCCAAUUAUAUUGCACUCUGUUAUUAAAAAAAAAACAGUUUGCAAUGUAUGAUAUGACUAGUAUGGUAAAUAAUAAACCAUGUCUUAUUUGAUUAUGUAUUGUAUUUACUAUUUGAUUGGAAAGAAGAUAGAAGUUUUGUUCUACCUCUGAAUUCACACAUCUAAAAGUUAAGAUGUUAUUGAUAUGUUAUCCUAGAUUGAUAAUAUAUAACGAAUGCAAGAUAUAUUCAAUAUACUUAAGAAUUGGUUUUAAUUUUGCACUUAUCUUUGUAUAAAAUGAUUUAUUAUCUGAACAUUUUGGUAAUAAAUAUUGAUAAUGAGGGUUAUUAUAGGAUCAAUUAGAGACUUGGAUUUUUUUAAUCUGUGUUGCAGGGAUUCUAAAUUCAUUUAUGAAUAAAUUUAGGUGAAAGAAAUCCAAUGAUGUGAGUCAAGUAAGAGCUGUAUCAUUUAGAAGAUUUUCCCCCUUUUUUUGUUGAUACAUAAAAUGCAAUAUAAAUAUUUUUUUCCUGUAAAUGAUAUAUACAUGUAUAUGCUAUCAAUGUAAGUUUUCAAUUUGUCAUUGGGGUAUUCAGCUAUUAAUAACGACAUCAAGAUUUAUAUAUAACUUGAUGAGCUACCACAAUCUUAAAUUACUUUGUUCACUUUUGUAUCCAGAAAAAAAAAGUAAGAAAGAAAAGAAAAUAAUUGCACAAACUUUCUUUUUUUAUG